AUCAGGACUGGGGAGUAGUGAACUUAAAUACAGACUUGGGUAUUGGAAGGCUUAGAAGCCAGUGCCUACAGCUUAAGACUCAAUCCUACAUUCUAUCUUUUCUGACCCCCAGAUGCUUUAGGCUCAUGGAAAACCACUCCAGCAUCUCAGAGUUUUUCCUGCAAGGAAUAUCAGGGUUUCCAGAACAACAACAGCUACUCUAUGGGCUUUUCCUAUGUAUGUAUCUUGUCACCUUGACUGGGAAUGUGCUCAUCAUCCUGGCCAUUGGCUCUGACCCACAUCUCCACACUCCUAUGUACUUCUUUUUGGCCAACCUGUCAUUUGCUGACAUGGGUUUAAUAUCCUCUACAGUGACGAAGAUGCUAUUUAAUGUUCAGACUCAGCACCACACCAUCUCCUACACUGGUUGUCUCAUCCAGAUGUAUUUCUUCCUGAUGUUUGGUGAUCUGGACAGCUUCUUCCUGGCUGUGAUGGCCUAUGACCGUUAUGUGGCCAUCUGCCGCCCUCUCCAUUAUUCCACAAUCAUGAGUGCCCGAUUCUGUGUGCUGAUGCUUGCCCUGUGCUGGGUCCUCACCAACGUAGUUGCCUUGACUCACACUCUCCUCAUGGCUCGACUGUCUUUCUGCGUUUCUGGGGAAAUAGCUCACUUUUUCUGUGACAUUACUCCUGUCCUGAAGUUAUCAUGCUCUGACACUCAUAUCAAUGAGCUAAUGGUUUUUGCCUUAGGAGGCACAGUACUCAUGGUCCCCUUUGUAAGUAUUGUCAUCUCCUACAUCCACAUUGUAUUUGCUGUCCUUAGGGUUAGAACCCCUGGUGGGGGUACAAAGGCUUUUUCUACAUGUAGUUCCCACCUCUGUGUGGUCUGUGUUUUCUAUGGGACGCUCUUCAGUGCCUACUUGUGCCCCCCCUCUGUAGUCUCAGUAGAAAAGGACAUUGCAGCUGCUGCAGUGUAUACAGUGGUGACUCCCAUGUUGAACCCCUUCAUCUACAGCCUAAGGAACAAGGACAUGAAGGGGGCCCUGAAGAGGCUCCUCUGUAGUAGGAGAAUUUUCUCUUCCUAA
Messenger RNA from Peromyscus maniculatus bairdii (prairie deer mouse), 1061 nucleotides. RefSeq names its product olfactory receptor 1N1-like. Gene Ontology annotation, biological process: G protein-coupled receptor signaling pathway. Lineage: Eukaryota; Metazoa; Chordata; Mammalia; Rodentia; Cricetidae. Gene Ontology annotation, cellular component: membrane. Gene Ontology annotation, molecular function: olfactory receptor activity; G protein-coupled receptor activity. The record is from RefSeq and is a predicted model, not a curated record.